Messenger RNA from Neurospora tetrasperma FGSC 2508, 1405 nucleotides. RefSeq lists its product as uncharacterized. The coding region runs from base 94 to 1317 and encodes 407 amino acids. The record is from RefSeq and is a predicted model, not a curated record. The transcript has a single exon. Gene Ontology annotation, molecular function: ATP hydrolysis activity; nicotinamide-nucleotide adenylyltransferase activity. Gene Ontology annotation, cellular component: cytoplasm; nucleus. Lineage: Eukaryota; Fungi; Ascomycota; Sordariomycetes; Sordariales; Sordariaceae.
CAAACAUCAACUCUAUUCACGCGAACACUGCUCCAAAGUACAUUGACGCUGUGCCUUCAAUGUCAAACUGUAGCCGAUAACAAACCGACAACGAUGCCCCGCGACGACAUGCUCGAACGCUCGCAAUCCCUCCUCCUCCGCAGCGCCACCUCCCGCCGUCAUCUAACCGACUUCUUCUCCCGCGCCCUCUCCGCGUUCCAAUCCUCCACUGACUCGCCGCAAAACUUUCAAGUUGUCUGCACAGCCCCUCCAGCAAGUAGCAGUAAUGCUUCAGCUUCCGCCGCUGCUGCCCACGACGCACAAGGGAAACUCCUUCAUCCACAAUCUCCAGUACCGAUCCCACCGACGAAGCGACCGCACACUCUGAUCGUGCUGGACUCGAGCUUCAACCCGCCUACACUGGCGCAUCUGCGCAUGGCUACCUCGGCAGUGCACGAUGUCAUCAAGAAGAAGAGAAAGGGAGAAGAUGAAAAGGACAUGAGCGGGUUACGACUCCUUCUCCUCCUAGCAGUCGUCAACGCCGACAAGGCGCCCAAGCCAGCGGCCUUUGACCAGCGACUAGCCAUGAUGUGGGCCUUUGCUCACGACGUACAACGGGCUCUAAGAGGGGAAGCGGGCGAAAGUACCAACGAGGUGUCGCCAGCUUCCGGUCCGGGGCCAAAACCAGAGAAGCCGCAAAUCCACGAUAGUAGUCAAUUGGAGGCGGCGGAGGAAGAACAACAAAAGCAAGGACUACCAGUAGAUAUCAGCGUCGAUAUCGGUCUAACAUCGAAACCCUACUUCCACGAAAAGAGCCGGGUGAUAGCUGAGUCCAAGUUUUACAAACCCCCAAAAGAAGAGGGAGAGGAGGAUACAAUGACACAAGUCAUCCUGGUAGGCUUUGACACGUUGAUCCGUAUCUUUGAUCCAAAGUACUACGGCCCUGCCACGCAGGUCACGGCGCACGCGCAUGAUCAAAGCCGGAAGGGGUCACCGAUACAGCAAGCGCUGGAUCCGAUGUUCAAGCGGGCCAAGUUAAGGGUGACGCUGCGGACGAAUGAUGAGUGGGGAGGUAAGCAGGAGCAGAUGGCGUAUCUGGAGAGCUUGUUGAGUGAGGAGGGGCUGGCGAAGAUUGGGGGGAGUAAGGAGUGGGCAGAGAGGAUUGAGCUGGUGGAGGGGAGGAGGGAUGGGGAGGAGAUUGUGAGUAGUACGUAUGCGAGAAAGGCGGCGGAGAGGGAGGAGUGGGGGAAGUUGAGGAGGUUGGUGUCGCCUGAGGUUGGGAAGUGGAUUGAGGGGGAGAGGUUGUAUGUUGUUGAUGUGAAGCCGGGGGCAUGUUGAUUAGAUGUUGAUGGUCUUGAAAGUCAUCAUGGUAAGACAGGAUGGUAGAAGAGACUUGAGUAGAUCGAUUAUAUCCCUUUCAAGACCG